GCGGCAGCCGUAAGUCACGCUGCUGCCGCAAGUCACUACCGUCGCCCCCCGUCGAGAAGGCCGCGCAGGGGCAGUCGCGUCCCGCCGUUCCCAUAGCGACGCGUCCUCCGCCCCGUGGGACCCGCGGCUUCGGCCAACAUCUUCGAGCUUCGGCAAGCUCCGAAGGCCGCGGUAACUGGCGGCAGGUAGGAAACUAUGUGAAAGAAUCUUCUGAUGUAAUAAUUUCUGGGUGUCACUGGAACAUUUGAUGAUCAUUACGUUGGCAACUCCAGCCUUCUAUGGAAGGUCAGUAGAAGCAGUUGAUUUAUUCACCUCUACAGGAAUCAGACUCAGCCUAUUUUGGUUUUCGGUGAAUUAUGCCUUUUCGGUUUGGGACCCAGCCAAGGAGGUUUCCAGUGGAAGGAGGAGAUUCUUCAAUUGGGCUAGAAUCUGGGCUGAGCUCCAGUGCUGCCUGUAAUGGGAAAGAGAUGUCACCAACCAGGCAACUCCGAAGAUGCCCUGGAAGUCAUUGCCUGACAAUAACUGAUGUUCCUAUUACUGUCUAUGCAACAGUGCGAAAGCCACCUGCGCAAAGCAGCAAGGAAAUGCAUCCUAAAUAGCAUCAUUAAGUCUUUUGUAGAGGUUUGACUAGGUCAAGGGUAAUGGGCCAGUAUCAUCUUAUGAUCUGGUAAAACAAAUAAAAGUGGUGGCACCUUUGGAUGAUGACA
Messenger RNA from Nyctereutes procyonoides (raccoon dog), 707 nucleotides. RefSeq names its product family with sequence similarity 229 member B (gene FAM229B). Bases 357 to 599 code for a protein of 80 amino acids. The transcript is spliced from 4 exons. The record is from RefSeq and is a predicted model, not a curated record. NCBI's taxonomy places the organism in Eukaryota, Metazoa, Chordata, Mammalia, Carnivora, Canidae.